UCUCCAAACGAUAACUUACAGAUCAUCCGGCAUUCGUAUUAGUAUAUCACAAACCUCGGGACUAGCUACAUUUCUAGAAAUAUUUUUUUCACCAAAAAUAUUUAGAUUUUCCUAUUUAGAUUAGGCCGACGCCGCAAAAGUACAAACUUAUAAAUUCAUUGUUAAUUUUUAGCAAUACGAAAACUAAAAACAACGAAAGUCAGAAGCAUCUAAAAUCGUAUAUCUUUGAGUCGAACCGAAUCGAUUCGAAUCGCGGAGAGCUCCUCUGGUCUAACUGAAUCCACAAAUAUGAAUCCGACCAAUCUGGGCAAGCAGAACGGUGCACUGGUGCUAGAGGUGUUGAAGGUGCUCGGUCGUCCGGCAACUAGUUUCGAGGUUGCAGAGCGUGUGGCCGAUGUCUAUAAGCUGCCGCUGCAACCCAUCCGCCCAGUGGUGACCGAUGUGCUCGAGGGUGGGGUGCGCCAGGGGUUCUUUAGCUGCAGCGGUGGCCGGUACUCGGUGGUGCAGCCAGUGGUGGACCAGCUGAGCCGGGACAUCGACCAGUAUGCGGCAGAGAUCCUGGCCCUGGACAGCCAGUCAAGUAGCAGCGGCGGAGACGACGAUGACGGGAAUGCGAGUGCCGCCGGACAGCCGCUGCCACAGAUGUCGGAACUGAUGCUCAAGCUCCAGCAGCUGGACGGAUCGCCACCGAUGGUGAUCGUGAACCGCUACCGCCGCGUCUCAGCCGGCGAGCAGCGAGAGCACACCCCGUCCGGAGACGUGCCCAUGGACGAUGUCAUUCUCAUGCUGCCAGUCUCGCCCCUACUCUAAACAAAUUCUCCAUUAUUGCAAAUUGUAAGACCCAUUGCACAGUUUUGUGAGUGCUCCAUGCGAAGACCCACACCAUCCAUACAACCACCACACAUUCAACCUUAACUGGCGUCAAAUAAACUAGGCAAUGGUUCAUGUUACCAUCGUUGCGAAUCGGGAGCAAGCA
Drosophila ananassae is the source of this 976-nucleotide messenger RNA. RefSeq lists its product as uncharacterized. The coding region runs from base 289 to 810 and encodes 173 amino acids. NCBI's taxonomy places the organism in Eukaryota, Metazoa, Arthropoda, Insecta, Diptera, Drosophilidae. The record is from RefSeq and is a predicted model, not a curated record. The transcript has a single exon.